Molecule: messenger RNA, 2230 nt
Organism: Gymnodraco acuticeps
Lineage: Eukaryota; Metazoa; Chordata; Actinopteri; Perciformes; Bathydraconidae
Product: zinc finger protein 501-like
Exons: 2
Biological process (GO): regulation of transcription by RNA polymerase II
Molecular function (GO): DNA-binding transcription factor activity, RNA polymerase II-specific; RNA polymerase II cis-regulatory region sequence-specific DNA binding
Source: RefSeq, a predicted model, not a curated record
GAGUGGAGCACCAGUCUGGACCAGGAGGACGCAGAGCCCCCCCCACACAUUAAGCAGGAACAGGAGGAACUCAGGAUCAGUCAGGAGGGAGAGCAGCUUCAGGAGCUGGAGGAGGCUGAUAUCACCAAGUCCACUUUCACUCCUGACCCUGUGAAGAGUGAAGAUGAUGAAGAGAAACCUCUGUCCUCACAGCCUCAUCAAAGACAAACUGAACACAUUGAAACAGAAGCUGAUGGAGAUGACUGUCGAGGACCAGAACCAGCCAGGAACUCAGAUCCAGAGAACUCUUCUGAACCUGACACUGGAGACUCUUCUGAACCUGACACUGAAGACAGUGCUGAUUGGAAGGAGACCAGAAAACCUGCAUCAGGCUCAAACUCACUGAAAAAUAGACAUGAAUCCGUCAGUGAUCCAAGACAAAACAAACCAUUCAGCUGCUCAGUCUGUAAGAAAGCUUUUUCACAGAGUGGACAUUUAAAGAGACACAUGAGAGUCCACACAGGAGAGAAACCCUUUAGCUGCUCAGUUUGUACCAAAUAUUUUACAUUGAGUGGAACUUUAGAUAGACACAUGAGAAUCCACACAGGAGUGAAACCACACAGCUGCUCAAUCUGUAAGAAAGCUUUUUCACAGAGUGGAAGUUUAAAGGGACACAUGAGAAUCCACACAGGAGAGAAACCUUUUAGCUGCUCAGUUUGUACCAAAUAUUUUGCAUUGAGUGGAACUUUAAGAAAACACAUGAGAGUCCACACAGGAGAGAAACCAUACAGCUGCUCAGUCUGUAAGAAAGUUUUUUCACGGAGUGGAAGUUUAAAGGAACACAUGAGAAUCCACACAGGAGAGGAAAUAUACAGCUGCAAUGUUUGUGACAAAAGAUUUAAAUGGCGUAUGUGUUUCAAUAGACACAAAUGUGUUGGUUGUCAGUCCUCAAAGCUUAAUGAAAUUCAAACUGAGGAUAACAAAUCUGCCUGACUGGAUCAACAUUGUUGCACAGUAUUCAUAUAAGUAUUAUAAGUAUUCAUAUAUUUUUGGUUGCAGUCUUUGAUGGUAGGUAGUGUGUUUGUAUGUGUGCAUGUUCAAAGUUAUAGUGAGUUUUGUGGCUGGACAGGGAUGGGAGUGAUGGAGGCCACAGCUCUGGGGAAGAAGCCGUUCUUCAGUCUGUUGGUGCGGGAUGUUAUUGACCUGAACCGUCUGCCGGACGGCAGCAGUUCGAACAGUGAGCGGCCGGGGUGUUUGAUGUCUCUGAUGAUACUGCUGGCUUUCUUCUGCAGUCGACCUUUGUAGAUGUUGUCAAGGUUGGGCAGCUCAGUCCCAACGAUGCGCUGAGCAGCCUUCACCACCCGUUGCAGGUCCUUCCACUCUGCGGCUGCGCAGCUGGUGUACCACACAGUUAUGCAGCUGGUCAGGGUGCUUUCAAUAGUCGACCGAUAUAAGUUUACCAGCAGUUUUUGUGGAAGCCUGGCCUGUCUCAGUUUCCUCAGGAAAAACAGUCUCUGCUGUGCCUUUUUCACCAGGUUUGAGGUCCAAGUUAAAUGAUUGGAGAUGUUGACUCCAAGGAGCCAUAGGUCCUCCACGCUCUCCACUGCUUCUCUGUGGAGGGGGACUUCCUUUUUUUGACCUCCUGAAAUUAACAGUGAGCUCCUUAGUUUUGGUUUUAGUUACUCCCUAAGCCUGAUUUCACCAGCCUGCAACCGAUUCGUUAAUAAUCACAAAUGUUCAUUUCUUUGACCCCUUGACUCUACAACUUUCUUGUUUAAUAAUUGUUACAUCUCCUCAGGACCAAGUUCCCGUGUCCUGCCUUUCACCUGCUGAUCACCCACUGCUCAUUUAAGGUGGACUGACCUUUACAAUGGACCAGCUAGUCUUAGUGUCUUAAUGCAAACGUGCUGUAAAGUGAUGCUAGACCAAAAACGUGCUGUUGGAUUGUGUGCUCUCUGCAGGACGGUGUCUGUACUCAAAGAUUGUUCAUGAAAUGAGAGUUUAACUCUGUUUUUGUUGACCAAACGACGCCAAAAGAGCGAUACGUCUUCUUUCCAGCAGGUGGCAUACAUGUUACAUUUUCCAGUUCAACUGUCAUCCACAUAUUAAUGAUUCAAAACAGCAAUGUGUAAGAUAUGGCUAGUAAUUUACUAUUCAACAGAAUGUGAAGAGGUUACAGUCUUGAUGCCAUGUCCAAUAUGUUCAUGUUUUGUUUGAUUAAAUCUACUGAAAUGAGCAUUCAAUGACUAAA